AGCAGAAUUUUUCCAUCUAGGACUGGAAACACUCAAACAGAAGGUGAGCACCUUCAGGCUGCAGCAGUGGAUACUCUAGGGAGUCGACUCAAGGAGAUGUCUGUGAUUUCUGCUCAACCACCACCCUAUGGGCUUCUGCAGCGGGAAAAGCACAUAGAAUCACUUUGUCACAUAAUCCGCCGACCGCCCGAGGGGACACAGGGUCACAAGGCAUGCUCAGAGGAGAAAAAGCAAGAUGAUCAGGGGCAGGCAGAGGAUGAUGGCUUGCAGGGGUGUUGUGCCAACACAGAGAAUGAUGCUCAAAGCUUUAUGCUGCUUGAAAAUGUUGAACAGCUAUGCAUUACAGCCAGACCUCAUCUCCAAGGUCCAAACUGUGAACCAGGCCGUCUGUACAGCAUCAACACAGGAGCAGGGGUGCAACUCUAUACAGCAGCUGAAGACACAUCCUGCCUAUGCCUUGCCGCCUGUGGGCCUGCUCGUUCCUGCACCAUCAGAGGCUACAACCUUCAGGCAGAGCCAGCCUUUGUGUUUGAAAGACCCUUGAGAGCAGACGCGUGCUGCUUUGGAUGCUGUCUGAUGGAGAUGAAAGUGUUUAAUUCAAAUCACAGCCCUCUGGGAAGUGUUCAGCAAAGGUGGAGCAUGUUCACACCUUUACUGGAGAUAAAAGACCCUGAUGGGACUCUGCCUCUGCACAUCCAAGGGCCAUGCUGUCCAGCCCGCUGCUUUGCUAGCCAGGAGUUUGAGGUGGUGUCUAAAAUUGGUGAAAAGGUUGGAAAAAUCUGGAAAAAAUGGCCUGGCUUCAAUGAAGAUUACAAUAUGGACCAUGAAUACUUUGGAAUGGAUGUUCCAGCGCAAAUGAGUCCCAAGAUGAAGAUUAAAUUACUAGCUGCCACUUUCCUCCUGAACCAGAUGUUCUUUGAGAUGAGCUAGGAAAGCUAAAGGACAAAGGACUCUUGUGUACACCUGUUGGACUUGCAAACACCCCAAUUCAAAGAUGCAGUGCGUCUGCAAGCCAGACUGUUUGGAAGCAAAAUUAACUAUUCCAUAUGGCGGGCGUUACUAGUGACAAAUUCUCACAGUGCAGACUAAGACCAAAACUGUCUCCUUAGUGGAACACGGGAACAAAUGAAGAACUGGGCUUGCCUGAAAUAAAUGGCACUCUGUACAGAAACACUAAAAUAAAAAAUGUGCAUAAAUCCUACCAAUUCAGGUAGGAAGGUGGAGAUGGGUUACAUUCAAAAACUCAUUAGUUUUAAUUUACCAAGUACUUUCAGACAAGGAAGGCAAUAAGUAACUUGUUAAGUAAGCUAGAAGUAGUAAAAGAAUCGGUGGACAAACAUCCAUAGCAAGAGAUGAACCAGUCAGGAUUAAGACAAAUAAACAUUAUAUUUUUGUGUUAAACAGUCAGUAAUCCACUUGUUAAUUAAAAUUUGACCUUCAAGUUUAUUUCAACACAUCUUGUAAAAUUCAGAAAUUUAAAAUAGUGACAGAGCACUCUUAAGUUUUUGUUAUAGUUAAGUUUUAAAAGAAUGAUGGGUGAUAUAUUCUGCCAUGAAUUAUUGGAAUUUACUGAAUUCUUUCAUUGAAAUAGACUAAAGUCAGAGUCAGGGUCCAAUGUUCAUAUGACAGCAUGUAAAUGUUACCACAAUGCUGGCUAAAAACAAGAAUUUUAUAGCAGUAACAUACAGCAGCAACGUCACAUAAAGUAUCAUCAGUGUCCCAUCUGAUGACAGAUGUUCACUUGUAAUAAACUUGUUUACUAGACACUGAAUCAGCCCCAGAAGGACCUAAUGCACAUCCACAGAGGAGCUAGGCACUGAAGAAAAAAACUCAAUCAGCUUUUGUGCAAGGCCAGUGCAACCUUACUCUGUGGCCUUAGAGAUAACCUUUACCCCGUAAAGUAGUAUUUCUGACCUGACUUACCUUAUCAAUAUUCUACAAACCUCAUGGAGACGAUUCAAUUUAAAAACAUGAAAUGGAAGUGGCUACCACAUGCAUGCAUUAUGGUUGACUGCAAGUUAAACAUUUAAAGGUAUGGUCCACAAUACUGCCAUAUACUAAUUGAUUCCUAAUUUAACACAUUCCCACCGUGUCAAUCUAGCACUGACUUUGAUGUAUUUCAUUAUAUAUGUCGGUAGCCACUUGAUGUGAACAGAUGGAAAAGAUAAUGCCUUUCAUUCUUUUUAGUAUUCUUUGUAUUAUACAGGGUGUGAAUCCUUCUGAACAGAGUCUUAACACAACUCUGUUUAAUAUGUACAAUGAGGAGUGAUUGCUACAAAAUUAUAAUAUUUUGUCUGCAUAACAUUCCUUGCAAUAAACUGUCAUAAUUAAGGUGGUGUCAUUAACCUCUUUCAAUGGAGAUGUCCAGAAAAUGUAUGCGUCGAUUUCUUUUUCCAUGGUGAACCAAGUGGAUGUGGCUAUGGAAUUCACUCAGCUGGUUGCUUUUUAAUAUGACAAAAGUGCCGUCGACGUAGCGAAUUCAAAAUUUGGGUGUGAACUGAGUUAGAGCCAUCCUUUGAA
Molecule: messenger RNA, 2520 nt
Organism: Polypterus senegalus (gray bichir)
Lineage: Eukaryota; Metazoa; Chordata; Cladistia; Polypteriformes; Polypteridae
Product: phospholipid scramblase 2
Exons: 8
Coding region: 97-930 (277 amino acids)
Biological process (GO): plasma membrane phospholipid scrambling
Cellular component (GO): plasma membrane
Molecular function (GO): phospholipid scramblase activity
Source: RefSeq, a predicted model, not a curated record